CGCUUGUCACCGCAUCCUAACUUCGAUGUGGAAUAAAAACUUGAAUAUUUCAUAUAAAUAAAUAUUUAUAAGUAUAUAAAUUUAAAAAUACAUAUAGACAACUGUAUAUUUUAUAUAUAUAUAUCUAUAUAUCUAUAUAAAAAUGUCCGAGGACAGCGAAAUAACCUGGGACACAAAAGUAAUUAAGUAGUAUAGAAUAAAAAAAAAAACCAACAAGUAGUAAAAAAAAAGUCGGCGAUGAGGAAGUGAAAGGUGUUUUAAAUUGUGUUGAAAGUCGUGAUGAGGAUUGUGUCACGGUUUGGAUACGAGUACUACGAGUACCGUGUUACUUGUAAGGAUUAUUUAUUAAUAAUAAUUACAAUAAUAAUAGUAAAUUAUUUAAAUAAUAAUAAAAAUAUUCCUGGUAAAAUAAUUAAAAAAAGUGUAGUAAGUGAUUUUUAUAAUAAAAAUACGACGCGGUGGCACGAUUGGAGGACUGGUGGUCUUGCAAGACUCAAGAGACCGGCGUCCUGGUCAUUAACCGGCACCUAACAAUGUCUGGAUCUAUAUAUUUUUAUUAAUUAUUAUAUAUAUUCAUAUUAUAUUAUUAUUUUAAAGUAAAUAAUUUAAAGCGCGCUUUGAAUAAAUUUUAAAAUUUUUAAAUUAUUGUGUGAUUGGAAAAUAUUUUUUUGUGAUUUGUUUAAUAGUUGAUUUGUUUGAUGAUUUGUUAUUUUAUUAAUUGAUAAAUUAAUUUUUUUAAUUGAUUAAUUAAUAAAAAAGUUAUCAGUUGAUGUUGAGGGAGAAAAUGUGUUGGCUGGUUUUUUAUCGACUGAGUGUAAUUUUAUUAUUUAGUUUUAUUAUUUAUAAAUUAUAAUUGUUUUGUUAUGAAAUAAAAGUUUGGCGGGAAAUUUAAAAUGAAAAUGGGUGAUUCUGAGUGGUUUUAAUUUAUUGACGGGGGAGGGAGAGUGGAAUUAUUUAUAGUUGAGUGAUUUUUAUAAUUAACUGGUGGUCUACUAACUAUGCUCAAGUUUUUAACGCACAAACUGAGGACCCACUCGAUUAACGAGGAUCCGAAUCAUGAAAAGGUGGAUGAUGACCAUGACUCAGGAACAGAGUCUGAUGACGAGUUUCAAGAUGGAAUUGACGUUUCCAUUGAACCAUCGAGUCCAAUGGCAAGUUCAUCAAGUCCAGGACUUACUGAUUCCGCAGUUCCAUCCGACACUGAUUUCGGUUGCCCACCACCACCGGCAGCUUUUGCAUUAAUUGGAACACCCAGUGAAGAGAUAGAGACGAAUACGUCGAAACUUUCAAUAUCCAGCUUAGCAUCCCAACGUUUACCAGGGAAUAUCACUAGAAUAACAAGCUCAGCGUUGUCUUCAUGCAAAUCUCAUGAUAAUAACUUACACCUGUCGAGUUACAACGAUCAGCACAGCUCUGAGGAAGAACUUGAAGUUAUAAAUAGCCCUAAAGUAAUAGCAUCCCAGGGUUGUAGACCAGCAACAGCACCAGAGAAACGUAAAUGGUCCCAAGUUAAUAAUACGAGCAGUAAUUUAAAACAAACAACGCAUUGUAAUCAGUCGCAAGGACAACAAGGACAUAAUCAGACAAUUUCUGGUCCUAGUUCCUGUACUGGUGCUGGUACUAGUUCUGGUAUUUGUAAUUCUGGUCAUGGUAGUACUGGAGAUAUUACUGGGAUCGUUGCGACAUGUUCAGCACCAGUUAGCAGAGCAGGUAGAGAACCUGGCUCUGGUUCGAGUGAUGAAGAGGUUCAAGGUCUAUUGGAUGAUAGUAAUAGUAGUGCCCUAUCACAACCAGUACAAUUUCGUACUUCGCCACCUGUAGAUGCUCACAAACCCGGAAGAUCUCAAUCACCGCCGCCAAAACUUUUUCACGCAUCGACGAGGGAAACACGACCACCACCAAGACCAAGAUCUAGGCCGAGGCAUCAUCAUCUCUAUCAUCUUCAUCAUCAUCACCACCACCAUCACCAUCAUCAGCAGCAUCAUUUUCAGCAGCCGCAGCAGCAACAGCAGUUUAAUGUUGAAAUGGACAUUGGUGAAUUGAGUGCGUGUAGUCCAAGGAAGAGACAUAGACCACCUCAUCGACAACCACGGCCUUGUUUAGAUUUUGAAAAAAUGCAACAGUUAAAAGCCCGUGCAGUGACGGCCUGGAGGCACAGUGGCGAGCAUGGAAGUGAACUUUCUGUUUUUUGUUGGUGAGAAUGGUGAACCGUGAGCCAAAAAUCGAUAAAAAGAUUUCUGGUGAUCGGUUGAAAAAAAUAAAAUGAAAAAAAAAAACUCUUUAACA
Molecule: messenger RNA, 2286 nt
Organism: Microplitis demolitor
Lineage: Eukaryota; Metazoa; Arthropoda; Insecta; Hymenoptera; Braconidae
Product: protein disconnected
Exons: 5
Coding region: 999-2198 (399 amino acids)
Source: RefSeq, a predicted model, not a curated record